AUGAAGGGCAGUUCUCUCAUGGCAGCCGGUGCGCUGUUUGGCUCGGCUUCGGCUGGUGUCCACAAGAUGAAGCUCAAGAAGGUUCCUCUCUCGGAGCAGCUUGAGGGCGCAAACAUCGGCGAGCACGUCCAGGCCCUCGGCCAGAAGUACAUGGGCGUUCGCCCCCAGAAGCACAUCGAUGAGAUGUUCAAGGAGACUUCGGUGCACUCUGAGGCUGGCCACCCCGUCGCCGUCAGCAACUUCCUGAACGCUCAGNNUGUAAACUUCUCCGAGAUUGCUAUCGGCAACCCUCCUCAAGAGUUCAAGGUCGUUCUCGAUACUGGAAGCUCCAACCUGUGGAUCCCCUCGUCUGACUGCAGCUCCAUCGCUUGCUACCUCCACAACAAGUACGACCACAGCGACUCUUCCACAUACAAGAAGAACGGCUCCGACUUUGCCAUCCGUUACGGCUCGGGUGCUGUUGAGGGUUACAUUUCCCAGGACACUGUCCAGAUUGGUGACAUCAAGAUCAAGAACCAGCUCUUCGGUGAAGCCACCCAGGAACCUGGUCUUGCUUUCGCCUUCGGCCGCUUCGACGGCAUCCUUGGUCUUGGAUACGACUCGAUCAGUGUGAACAAGAUCCCUCCUCCCUUCUACGAGAUGAUCGCCCAGGACCUGCUCGAUGAGCCUGUCUUCGCUUUCUACCUUAGUGACACCAACGACAAGGAGGCCGAGUCUGAGGCCAUCUUCGGUGGUGUCAACAAGAACCACUACACUGGCGAGCUCACCAAGCUCCCUCUCAGACGCAAGGCCUACUGGGAGGUCGACCUCGACGCCAUCACCUUCGGCAAGGAGAGUGCCGAGUUCGACAACAUGGGUGCCAUCCUCGAUACCGGCACUUCGCUCAUCGCCCUCCCCAGCACUCUUGCUGAGCUGCUGAAUAAGGAGAUCGGUGCCAAGAAGGGUUACAACGGCCAGUACACAAUCGAGUGUGACAAGCGUGACUCGCUUCCUGACCUCAGCUUCACCCUGACCGGCUACAACUUCACCAUCACUCCCUACGACUACAUCCUUGAGGUCCAGGGUUCAUGUAUCUCGUCCUUCAUGGGCUUCGAUAUCCCUGCCCCUGCUGGUCCUCUUGCUAUCCUUGGUGAUGCUUUCCUCCGCAGAUACUACUCGGUCUACGACCUUGGUAGCAACAGCGUUGGUCUCGCCAAGGCCAAGGCUUGA
Messenger RNA from Aureobasidium vineae, 1209 nucleotides. Lineage: Eukaryota; Fungi; Ascomycota; Dothideomycetes; Dothideales; Saccotheciaceae. The record is from the annotation of a GenBank genome assembly.